AUGCUUGCCUACGCUUAUCCAUCCUUCUCUGUCUUUGAUAGAUGCAUUGGCACUGGCCCGGCACGGACUGGCGGUUCUACGGAUACAGAAUGGCUUACGCCGCGCUCGCCCUCGCCCUCCAUCCUGGCGCAAACCCAGGGUCCAUUGCGCUCUGGUUUGGGACAUAACAUCUCCUCGUGUGAUAUCAGAAACAAAACCGUCGCUCUAGAGCCGGCUACACAUCGCCAAUCUCGACAAAAUAGCUCAUCGAGCAGCAACGCCUCGCUCAAGAUGUCCGGAUUUGCGCCCAACUAUGCCUGGAUUGGCGCUCCGGCGCCGUACAAUGGAACGGGGUACGAUGGAGGAGAUUCUGCCGUUGAAAACCUAAACCAGUGGUUUGCUGCUGGGGACCAGGCCUAUAUUCUCGUCUGUUCGGCUAUGGUCUUGGUGAUGGUACCGGGUCUGGGCUUCCUCUAUUCCGGACUCGCGCGAAGAAAGUCUGCUCUGUCCAUGAUCUGGGCCUGCAUGGCUUCGUUUUCCGUCAUUACCUUCCAAUGGUACUUCUGGGGAUAUUCUCUGGCCUUCAGCUCGUCUGCAACAAAUGGAUACAUCGGUAACUUGGGCCAUUUUGGCUUGAUGCAUACCCUUGGGACGCCCUCGCCCGGAUCGCCACUUAUUCCCGAGCUUCUCUACUCGUUCUAUCAGCUUCAAUUCUGCGGAGUGACAGCCGCAAUUGUCAUGGGUGCCGUUGCCGAACGCGGUCGUCUCGUCCCGGCCAUGGUCUUCAUCUUCGUAUGGGCUACCCUCGUAUACUGCCCAGUGGCUUGCUGGGUCUGGAACAUCAACGGAUGGGCAUAUUCAUAUGGUGUUCUCGACUAUGCGGGAGGUGGACCUGUCGAGAUUGUUUCGGGUAUGUCCGCUCUGGCGUAUUCGAUGGUGCUGGGCAAACGCCAAGAGAAGAUGAUGUUGAACUUCCGCCCUCAUAACAUCUCUUUGAUCACCCUCGGCACCAUUCUGCUGUGGUUCGGAUGGCUCGGCUUCAACGGUGGUUCUGCCUUUGGUGCAAACCUCCGUGCAGUGAUGGCUUGCUGGAACUCCUGCUUGACCGCUAUGUUUGGCUCUAUUGCCUGGUGUCUUCUCGAUUACCGCUUGGCGAGGAAGUGGUCCAUGGUCGGUUGGUGUUCCGGAUGCAUCUCGGGCCUCGUUGCUGCUACCCCGGCAAGUGGAUUUAUCCCUCCUUGGGCGUCUGUCAUUCUUGGUGUCACCGCUGGUGUCAUUUGCAAUUUUGCAACCAAGAUCAAGUUCUGGAUCCAGAUCGAUGACAGUCUCGAUGUGUUCGCCGAGCACGGCGUCGCGGGCAUGGUCGGACUUGUUUUCAACGCUUUCUUCGGCGCUGACUACAUCAUCGGUCUCGAUGGUGUCAAUACCGGGAUCAUUAACGGAGGCUGGCCCAACCACAACUACAAGCAAAUGUACAUCCAGGUUGCCUACAUCGUAGCCGUCACGGCCUACUCGUUCGUCGUCUCGGCGAUUCUGGCCUUCGGCAUCAAUGCCAUCCCGGGUCUGCACCUGCGUGCCUCGGAAGAGGCCGAGCUGCUGGGUAUGGAUGACGACCAGCUUGGCGAGUUCGCUUACGACUACGUCGAGGUCCGUAGAGAUUACCUCGCCUGGACGCCCGCGACCGACGAGCCGGAGCAGACCGAGAGCCGCGUCAACCCCCAGGAUCGCCACGGCAUUCCUCAGCACAGCGAGAUGAUCACCGGCCACUCGCCUGACGAUAGAUCGAGCGGACAUGAGCACACUGGCAUCCAGGGCGACAGGCACGGUGUCGCUGCCGAGAACCACCUGAAGGAGAAGAAGGAGCAAGGGGCCUCCGUUACUGGGAACAGGCCGCACUGA
Molecule: messenger RNA, 1878 nt
Organism: Drepanopeziza brunnea f. sp. 'multigermtubi' MB_m1
Lineage: Eukaryota; Fungi; Ascomycota; Leotiomycetes; Helotiales; Drepanopezizaceae
Biological process (GO): ammonium transmembrane transport
Cellular component (GO): plasma membrane
Molecular function (GO): ammonium channel activity
Source: RefSeq, a predicted model, not a curated record